CGGCAAAGGUGGAACGUGGAUGAGGGGACGGGAACAGCGCAGGAGAACAAGCACACACACACACACACACACAYACACACACACACACACACACACACACAGAGCGAAAUGGCAUCGCAUGCGGCGGAGAUUGGGAAGAAGAAGCUUCAGAAUCAGUUGAAAGAACUGACGGAGGCGUUUGCUCUGUUUGACACCGAUCGCAGCGGAACGAUAACCGUGGAGGAAUUAGGCAAUUUUCUGCAGUCGCUGGGUCAAGACCUGUCAGAGGAGGAGUUGUUGGAGGUCGUGCAGGAGGUGGACUCCAAUCAGACCGGUUCGGUGGAGUUCCGGGAGUUCGUCCGGGUGGUGGAAGGGGGAGGAAAACGAGGAGCCGCCUUCCACAAGGAACUGGCGGAUGCGUUUGGAGUAUACGAUAAGAGCGGCGAUGGACAUAUUACACAUGACGAGCUGCAAGAGGUGCUGAAAAAGGCAGGGCAAAAUCUGUCGGAAAAGCAGGUUGGCGCCGCCUUGAAAGCGGCGGACGUGGAUGGGGAUGGGAAAGUCAGCUACAAAGAGUUCCUCAAGCUCCUCUCGGUAACGAAUGGGCAGUAAACCACGAGUAGUUUAUGACCGGAUGAUGGCCGCCGAGGGGCCACCUGUCAGUGUCAGAGGCCAAAACGCGACGCCGACCGCCGAUUUAUUGUAUCGACGGCGCCCCUGUGCCCCGACUUUUGUGGACCGAGUUUAUUACGGAUGAUGGCCGCCGAGGGGCCACCUGUCGGAGGCCGAAACGCGACGCCGACCGCCGAUUUAUUGAAUCGACUGCGCCCCUGCGUCCCGACUUUUGUGGACCAGGCGACCAAACAUUUUCAACAAGGCUGGGGCCGUGCACUGGCGGUAAAAGAUGAGAUUAGAUUCGAUUCGUUUGAAUACGAUCACCGGUGCAGCCUGACGCUGUAGAAGUGAUGGCUUCUGCGCGUUCCUUGCAUUUGCUUGUACUUCAAAUUUUGUAUUAUGAUCGAGAACGACCGUUCGUUUCCUAAGAAGUAGCCUCUCUGGGGAGUCUCCCCUCUCUCUCUCCCGCUCUCUCUUUCUCGCUCUCUCGCUCUAGCGCGCCUAUACACGC
Chara braunii is the source of this 1105-nucleotide messenger RNA. NCBI's taxonomy places the organism in Eukaryota, Viridiplantae, Streptophyta, Charophyceae, Charales, Characeae. The record is from the annotation of a GenBank genome assembly.